This is a messenger RNA of Aspergillus pseudotamarii, 1194 nucleotides long. RefSeq lists its product as uncharacterized. Bases 1 to 1194 code for a protein of 397 amino acids. Gene Ontology annotation, molecular function: protein binding. The transcript has a single exon. The record is from RefSeq and is a predicted model, not a curated record. Lineage: Eukaryota; Fungi; Ascomycota; Eurotiomycetes; Eurotiales; Aspergillaceae.
AUGUUGUACCAGACUGUCAAGUCGCUCGUGAUCGCGCUGGCGUUGGGCGCCACCGCCGCGUCAGCGCAGAACUCCGUCACUUCACUCGUGAGCCGUCGCGUCACUGAGUAUCUGAUGCCGGCCACCACUGAGACGCAUGAGUUUGCGCGCGUGCCGAACACAAACUUCGUGCUGCUGACACAGAUGUCCGACAGCGAGCUUAUCAAGAUCGAGCUGGAUCCAACCACCGAGGAGCCCAUUGCCUAUCACUCCUUCCCCAUGGGAAAGAACAGUAGUUCCCAGCUACAUGGCGUGUGGCCAUCGACAAUAUACCCGGGCAUGAUGUGGCUGUCGCUGCAGGCCGACAACAAGCUGCUGCUUGUGGAUCCCGGCCAAGACCUCUCGACUACGCCCUCCAUCGUACAGACAAUUGAUAUCCCUGCGCCCGGAAACGGCCCGCAUUGUGUGUUUGAGAUCGGCAACCGCGUCUGGGCCGGCCUCAAGGUGGCAUCCGAGCAAACUGGCCAGUAUUAUGUGUUCUCCGCGGAUGUCUCCAACUCCACGGACCAAAAGUUGUACCAGUGCCUCAACAGCCCCGUGUUUAUCAAGGAGGAGCCGACCACGGGCUUGAUCUACGUCACGCAGGACAAUGACUCGUCCAUCAUGCGCAUCAAUGUCACCAGUGGCGAGACGACGCAGCUGCCCAUUCCGCCCAGCGUCGGCAACAACGCCGUUGGAAUGACCACCGCCUACGGUGCCAUGAGUGGAGUGUGGUUCACGCUCGCGGGGAAUGCCACUGGCGGCACCGGCACCUUUGGCCAUAUCGGAUCCUCUGGAGAGAUGGAGUUCUUCAAGCUCCAGCACCCGUUGCUCGGCACUAAUUCUGGUUUACUGCAUAUCGCGGACGCGUCAACCGAAGCAGGUGGCCCAGCCUUGUGGCUCUUGUCGACGUCGCUGCUCAGCACCCAUUCGCCCGAUGCCCUGAUCCGCGUGAACUUUGACGCCGCCAUCACAUCUAUUUCCGGCGAAGAGUACAUCUCCAUGCCCACUCAGAACGCCAAGGUGCACCGCGUCUUGCCCUUGGAUGCCACGGUUUUGGUGUCUGAGCUCAACACAUUUACCCUCGCCCAACUCACGUACAACAACACCGUUGCCGGACAGUGGCUGCCCGCUGAGUCUGUCAGUAACACCACGGUUUACACCCAAGCCGGUUGA